Messenger RNA from Penicillium taxi, 759 nucleotides. RefSeq lists its product as uncharacterized. The coding region runs from base 1 to 759 and encodes 252 amino acids. The transcript has 2 exons. The record is from RefSeq and is a predicted model, not a curated record. Lineage: Eukaryota; Fungi; Ascomycota; Eurotiomycetes; Eurotiales; Aspergillaceae.
AUGCGCUUAUUACAUACCCUGGUACUUCUGGCAACAGUCUCAGCUGCUGCUCCAUCAAAUUUCUUCAAUAAUGCAUAUGACUUCUCAGAAGAAUUGGCAAGCUACUAUGUCAAAGUGAGCCAAUACAUCAAGUAUAUUAAAAAAAACGAGAAAGCCUUCACCGAGUCCUGCGACACUUCUAAGAUCUCAUUGCCUACCUUUGCAUCGAGUCUUCCUCAACCUGAUGGCUUAACUCCACUAUAUGUGGCAAUUGGGCGUGGCACACAGAACUAUACCUGUGCCACUUCCUCCUCAACAUCUACCCCCGUAGCAAUUGGUGCGGUCGCAAACCUCUACAAUGCUACUUGCAUUGCUGCCAACUACCCUGACCUCCUGGCCCUGCUCCCCAGUGUUGCUUACAAGAUUGCCCUGCCCCAAUCAGAAUGGGCUUCAUUCCCUCCAGCCAAUGUUGACCUGAUGGGCCACCACUUCUUCCAAAACUCCACCACCCCUGAGUUUAACCUGGACCUCACCCCGGAAAAGCAAUUUGGUUAUGCAUUAACCAAGAAGGUGGACUCAAUUAGUGCCCCUUCAAGUGCUGCUAAGGGCAAAUAUGGUGCUGUGGCCUGGCUUUACCUCACUGCUAUCUCUGGCACGGAAGGUCCUUACAAGAGUGUCUACCGUGUUCAGACAGCUUCAGGCUCUCCACCUACUACUUGUGAAGGAAUGGCUCCUUCAUUUGAGAUUGCAUAUGCUGCCAACUAUUACUUCUUCUCUUAG